AUGAUUGGAGUUCCCGAGGGCUCCAGCUCACUUUUGACAACUGGAGUUUACGGCAUGGUCAAGCUGGCGACGACCAUAAUCUACUUGUACUUCAUUGUCGAUCGAGUCGGCCGUCGGCUUCCACUCAUCAUUGGUGCCACUAUCCAGGCAACAUCGAUGCUUUACAUCGGUCUCUUUCUCUGCUUCUCUGAUGUUGAGCUGGGUAGCGGAACCACCCCCGGUGGUAUCGUAGGCAUUAUCAUGAUCUAUCUUUACGCCUUCGGCUAG
Messenger RNA from Colletotrichum spaethianum, 267 nucleotides. RefSeq names its product putative quinate permease. NCBI's taxonomy places the organism in Eukaryota, Fungi, Ascomycota, Sordariomycetes, Glomerellales, Glomerellaceae. Gene Ontology annotation, biological process: transmembrane transport. The record is from RefSeq and is a predicted model, not a curated record. The transcript is spliced from 2 exons. Bases 1 to 267 code for a protein of 88 amino acids. Gene Ontology annotation, cellular component: membrane. Gene Ontology annotation, molecular function: transmembrane transporter activity.